AGGUGACGCCCCGAAAGUAGCGACGUCACGCUGUACCCCUUGGUUGUAGCAUGCGCAAUGACGCUUGUUGUUGUUGAGCUGGUUGUUAUGGCUGGACAAGGCCUUGGUUUGAACUGAUAGUGGACCCGAGGAUCCCCUUCCUCUUCCCCGCACCACCCCGUCUCCGCCGCGGGACCCCCGCCAUCCAUGGAGUGCACGGACAUGGACGUGGACGCCGAGCUCAUGCAGAAGUUCAGCUGCAUGGGCACCACGGACAAGGACGUUCUCAUCUCUGAGUUCCAGAGGCUGCUGGGCUUCCAGCUCAACCCAGCCGGUUGCGCGUUCUUCCUGGACAUGACAAACUGGAACCUUCAAGCUGCUAUCGGUGCAUAUUAUGACUUUGAAAGUCCUAAUAUCAACACGCCAUCCAUGUCCUUCGUUGAAGACGUGACCAUUGGGGAAGGAGAGUCGGUUCCUCCGGAUACACCCUUCACAAAGACGUGGCGAAUACAAAACACAGGUGCCGAAUCAUGGCCAUCUGGCGUUUGUCUAAAAUACAUCGGCGGGGAUCAGUUUGGACACCUAAACACAGUUAUGGUGAAGUCUUUAGACCCUCAAGAAAUUGCUGAUGUCAGCGUACAGAUGAGAAGUCCCAUAUCGUCAGGCAUGUACCAGGGACAAUGGAGGAUGUGUACAGCCAGCGGAUUAUUCUAUGGAGACGUCAUAUGGGUGAUCCUCAGUGUGGAAGUGGGCGGCCUCCUCGGGGUCACCCAGCAGCUCUCUUCCUUCGAGACGGAGUUCAACACGCAGCCGCAGCGUAACGUGCAGGGAGACUUUAACCCUUUCGCCUCACCGCAGAAGAACAAGCACGACGCCACAGACAACAGCUUCAGAGAUCCCGGCGGGACUUGGGAUCACACGCAAGAGCCCAUCCAGCAGGAUCAAAACGGACUGUCUCAUAAUGCUGUAAAUAGAGCAACAAAUGGUCUACAAGCCAAUCUUUCCAUGGUCACAUACGGUCAGGGUAUUCAUGGACCCUAUCCAUUUGGCCAGAGCUAGAACGUAACAAACCAUCCCCCGUUUGGACACUGAGCCUAAAAACAUGCUGGGAGCCCUUCAUUUCCAACAGGUCUGACUCCUGGGAUGGAGGAACAGUUGUUUUAUAUUGACUCGUGACAACCCUCUCCCCAUCCUGUGGUCCUGAACACACAUGCUACACCGGCGAUGCCAUGGAUUUCUGCAUCAGCAAAACAUCUCACGAUAUCAGCACGCAUGUGUGAAUGCUUCAUUUACGCAUUCUGUAAACCUUUUCAAACACCUGAUUUUUGAUGGAAUCUACAGUCACUUUACCCGCCGCGGUCGGGAUUCCUACACUGGGUAAGAAACGUGCAAUUCCGAGGCCUUACAAGCACCGAAAAGAAGCUCCAAAAUUACCCUUUUUACGUGCUGUUUGGGAACGGAGACCUCUUAAUGCAGCUUCUAUUUUGACUUCAGUGAUGUAGCACAAAGCACUUGCUUUUUUUGAUGUUGUCAUAGAGUAUCCCAAAAUAUUCAGUCCUCCAUUUGUGCCAAAAAUCCAACUUUGUUCAUUCAAUGACAUUCUAGCUGUUCAUUUAGACACAUUAAUACAUUCUUAAAAACUGUAAUGACACAUAACUCAGGUGGGGAGUUGUAACUCACCCUCACGUGAAGUGACUGCAUGAGGUAACGUCCCAUUGUUUCACCUAGUAAUAACAGUAUUGCCACUUGACAUGUUACCUCUUCGGGUAACUGCACACAUGAUCUCUUCCUUCUGAAUUACAGAAUGGCUUGCAUCAAAUAUAAGCAUGUAAACCGUUUCAAAAUGACUGUUGUCAUGCGCCCAGUCAAUAAAACAGUGGUCUCUCAUGACAAUGUGACUAGAAACCCUUCAAAAUCUCAUAUAACCUGUAAAUAUAGAAUUUAAGCAGACAUUGUAGGAAAUGCAUCCAAAACAUUUUUGACGCACCUUAAACACGAAUAUGAACUUUUCUGCAUAGAUUUGCUUGACAACCUGCAUUGUCUGUUACACGUGACACCAGAUGAAAUAGGAACAAAGAUUCUGCCCUGAAUGAAUUUACAAAUUUCACCCAUAUCUAUUCUAGGUGAAUUUAAGUAUUGUGAUUGAUGUUCCUCUAUGAAUUCAACAGUAAGCGCCGUGUGUCAUUUAUUCCCUCUGUCUUAUGCUGUAAAGCUUUUCAGUCAUUUUUCAAGAAUCGCCAAAAGGUUCGCCCCAGUGUAGGAACCUCGUGCCAUUCUCCCAAAGACAAACACUAAAGUCACCACAGGUCCAGGUCACGUUGCACGAGGGUUGUGAUUUUAUUUUAUUUUUUGCUUUAUGAAGUGCAAGUGGAGCGUUGAAGAGGCGAUGAAAUGUUGACAAAGCCAUUUACAAUCUAUUUUCUUUUCUGAGUUUGGGAACUGUUGUGUAUGUGCGCUUGUGUGCGUGUAUGGUUUUUGCUUUACACAUGACUGGAGGUGGUGUAUACUCGUUGGGGUUUAAGAUGCAGAAGCGCUGACUCAUCCUGAUUUAAGUUGCCAUCACACUAUCCAACCAACAGGUGGUGCUAAACAGUCAAACAUUCUCUGUAUAUUCUCAGCAACGAUGGUGCUGCUGUGUUACUGCUGUCACUACUUUUAUUUCCUCUCGUGUCCCGAUCGGUUCUUUUAAAGAGCAUUUUAUUCAGACAGCGGAUUUGAUUGUGUAUUUCUGGGUUUUCCAAAAGGGGUAAAUUAAAUGUUUGGAGAUGAUUUUAGUCUUAGCAGCGUGGUGUGCUGCAGGUUGUGUGUUUGUAUUCAGAGUCAGCUGAACGUCCUCCCAAACAGUAUACACUCUUCUGUUGUCAUAAGUUUCUGGUGAAUGUUUUUAUGCGACAGACAGACAGAGAGAGAGAGAGCGAGAACAUGGUGAUGGACUUUCAUUAUGAGAAGGGGGUGAGCGAGUGAACGUUUGUAUAGGCUGGAAAUGUAUCUGAAACAAAAUGUUGAAAUAAAAGUUGUUUUCCUCCCUGUGUUUGUAUGAUGAAAUGAACACUGAAA
Messenger RNA from Synchiropus splendidus (mandarinfish), 3036 nucleotides. RefSeq names its product inflammation and lipid regulator with UBA-like and NBR1-like domains (gene ilrun). Gene Ontology annotation, molecular function: ubiquitin binding. Gene Ontology annotation, biological process: macroautophagy. The transcript is spliced from 5 exons. Gene Ontology annotation, cellular component: phagophore assembly site. The record is from RefSeq and is a predicted model, not a curated record. The coding region runs from base 187 to 1038 and encodes 283 amino acids. Lineage: Eukaryota; Metazoa; Chordata; Actinopteri; Syngnathiformes; Callionymidae.